Ixodes scapularis (black-legged tick) is the source of this 1509-nucleotide messenger RNA. Its product is annotated as sentrin-specific protease 1-like. Gene Ontology annotation, molecular function: deSUMOylase activity. Lineage: Eukaryota; Metazoa; Arthropoda; Arachnida; Ixodida; Ixodidae. The transcript has a single exon. Gene Ontology annotation, cellular component: nucleus. The record is from RefSeq and is a predicted model, not a curated record. Gene Ontology annotation, biological process: protein desumoylation. The coding region runs from base 68 to 1093 and encodes 341 amino acids.
GCACUUCCGGUAGGAAUCCCCUUCCCCGGGCACCCCUCUCUCCCUGCGUGCCGUUGCCCCAUGGGAGAUGGUGCCAGCUUGGGAGCUGGUCAGGCAAUCGGACUCCUCUUGCACGUGCCGCGAGGUCAACUGGGACUUUGAGUGCUGCCCCCUCUUGCAGCGGAACCUCCGCAGACUGCAGGACAUCAUGCCCGGUCCCAGCACGGGCAAAAGCGUGGACGACAUGCGCAGGCUGACGCGCGAGUGUUUUGUGGCGCUCCGGCGACUGGAGGACUUGCCAGGGUUUCGCUUUCAGAGCCACGUGCCCCCCGAAACAAAAAGUGACGCAAACAGUUCCACGUCCUCUCGGGGCCUCCACCGCCCCGAACAUGGCGCGCAGCUUAACGGUGACGACGUGCAAGUCGUCGGAGGGACAGACGAGGACUCCCUCCGAGACAGGGUUCGCAGCACGAUCCGGCGCAGCCGUCACGACCCACAGCGGGUCCUUACGCGCAAGCUUGGCUACAGCGUCACUGUCAGCGACUUGCGCACGCUGUUGGGCACCAACUGGCUGAACGACGUGGUGAUAGACUUCUACAUGGGGCUGAUUGUGGAGCGUGCGAGCCUGGAGCAGGGGGGCAUGAGGGUGCACGCCGUGACCACGCACUUCUUCAACGUGCUACGUAGCCGGGGCUACGACGCGGUGCGCCGCUGGACUGAAGGUGUGGAUUUGUUCGACGUAGACCUAAUGCUGGUGCCUGUGCACGACCAGGACCACUGGUCCCUGGUGGCCCUGUGGAUGCAGGAGCGGACGUUCUCGCUCUACGACUCGAUGGGGCGCGAAAACAAGCCGUGCUACCGGACGCUCAUGGAGUACCUGCGGAAUGAGCACCGGGACAAGAAGCGGCGGCCCCUGGUGGAGCCCGACGGAGGCUGGGCGUGCCAGUUUGCCAAGAACAUUCCCAUGCAGAGCAACACGCACGACUGUGGCGUGUUUGUCUGCCUCUAUGCGGAACGAUUGGUGCGCAACGCACCUUUCGACUUCUCGGCGAGGGACAUACAGCGGCUGCGUUACCGCAUGGCUUACGAGAUCCUUACGGGGAAGCUGCUCUGAUGUACGGACAGUUUUAACACUCCUGUAGAGCUCCGAGAACACUGAUGAUGUUGGACCUGUGCCGAGAGGAAGUGAGGUGACUUGCCCGUAAAAGAGUUGGGAGGAGGGGGGACCUAAAAAGUGUUUGUGCCACCGUCCUGUAAAAGCUGGGAAAUUUUCCUUUGACUCACUUAUAAGAAAGAGCUCAGUUUCAUGUUUUUCUUUUUUUACAAGCUGUUAGAGUUUUGUUUUCUGCUGCUGUGCUCAGUGUGCAAUGCUUGCCCUGCUGCAGGUUUCCAUGUACGUCAUCUUGUCAUUGCUUUUUUCUAUAGAAAUUGGGGAUUGCGACAGGCCGGGCAGGCGUAAGAAAUGGCAGGCAACUGUCAUUUAUUUAUCCCCACUCUAAACAUCAUUCUAGAUAAACGUUUUUCCUUAAG